AGAGCCGCCGCAUAUCCAUAUCCAUAUCCAUAGCUGGGCUUAGUAAAAAUGGCGCCGAAUACCCUAGUUCUCCCUGGAGACACGGUGAACAUCUCCGCGUCUGACAAGAAGAAAUACGUGCUGGGACCCGGCCUUCGCAAAGACGGCGAGCGCAUCAUAGCAACGAAAGCCGGCAUUCUCAAGCAGAGAUCGCCGGGAACUUACUGGGUGGAAGGACGCCAGAAACGGUAUGUGCCGGCGAGGGGCGACUGCGUGAUCGGCAUCGUGACCGCCAAGUCGGCAGAAAACAUCCGCGUCAACAUCGGAUCGAGCGAGCAGGGCUCACUCUCCAUGUUCGCCUUCGAAGGAGCCACAAAGAGGAACCGGCCGGAUGUCCAGGUGGGCGACUUGGUGAUGGCGCAAGUGCUGACCGCCAACAGAGACAUGGAACCCGAGCUGGUGUGCGUCAACAGCUACGGCAAGAAGGGCAUCCUGGGCGUGCUGCGGAGCCCCACUGCCUUCUGGAUGCGUCUGCCCAUAGACCUGGUGAACAGGAUCCUCUGCAAGGAUUGCCCACUGCUCGGAAGCCUGGGACGGCGGAUUCCCUUCGAGAUAUCGCUGGGGCAGAACGGCCGCGUCUGGGUCAACGCCAACACGCUCAAGAACACCCUGGCAGUCUGCAACGCCAUCGCCUCGGCCGAGAACCUCACCGCGCGAGAAAUAAAAGACAGGUGUGCCCAGCUCUGGAGCUAAAAAAGGUCCAUGCGACAUCUUGAACGCAUCACUCGUGACAAAAUGAGAUGCCGGUCGAGGUUUCAUGCGGUAACAAGUUCGUUGGACGCAAUUCAAAGAUGUCGGGUGGUAUUGCAAAAGAAGAAGAAGUCAGAGGUUUGCUCUUGGAGCUCGUUAAAACAUUCGUCAUCCAAUUUUAUUUUUUGGACAGAGUAUAAAGUAUGUCAACCGAUGG
Molecule: messenger RNA, 946 nt
Organism: Ixodes scapularis (black-legged tick)
Lineage: Eukaryota; Metazoa; Arthropoda; Arachnida; Ixodida; Ixodidae
Gene: Rrp40
Product: exosome complex component RRP40
Exons: 4
Coding region: 49-732 (227 amino acids)
Biological process (GO): exonucleolytic trimming to generate mature 3'-end of 5.8S rRNA from tricistronic rRNA transcript (SSU-rRNA, 5.8S rRNA, LSU-rRNA); nuclear polyadenylation-dependent rRNA catabolic process; poly(A)-dependent snoRNA 3'-end processing
Cellular component (GO): cytoplasmic exosome (RNase complex); nuclear exosome (RNase complex)
Molecular function (GO): RNA binding
Source: RefSeq, a predicted model, not a curated record